AUGUCGGAUCCAGCUGUACAUGAAUCGACGGCGCUACCGACGCUCUCCAAUGCGCCUCCGCUGCCUAGUCGCUCUACCCCGAGCCACGGGGGAGAGCAGGCCCACGACGCCAUCUCCGAUGAGUUAAAGGCUCGCCUGGAUAAAGUUAUCUACUCUGAUAUCGGCAUAACUACACUCUUGACUCGGCUGAAGCAAAGCGUAGCCUCCGCCAAGGAUUUCUCAACUUUCCUGAAAAAGCGAGGGGCCCUGGAGGAAGAGCACGCUCAGGGGUUGCGAAAACUGUCCCGCGCGAUCAACGAUGCGUCGCAGCGCACCGAGAACCGACAAGGAACAUACGGUUCCAGCUACAAGGAUAUCCACCGAAUCCAGGAGCGCAUGGUCGAUCAUGGUCUCCAAUUCGCCGUUUCCCUCCAUCAGAUGUCUGACGAUUUGCACGAGCUCGCCGGUAAUAUUGAGCGCGGUCGCAAGCAAUGGAAACAGACAGGUCUAGCUGCGGAGAAGAAGGUCAGUGAUGCGGAAUCGUUGGCUGAGAAAGCAAAGUCCAAAUACGAGUCGCUUGCGGAGCAGUAUGACCGUGUCCGCACGGGAGACAAGCAAGGAAGCAAGUUCGGCCUCAAGGGUCACAAGUCUGCGGCGCAGCACGAGGAAGAGUUGCUGCGGAAGGUCCAGCAUGCAGAUAGCGAUUAUGCAGCUAAGGUCCAGGCUGCUCAAGCUGCGCGUCAGGAGCUAUUGUCUACUCAUCGACCUCAGGCCGUAGACAAUCUUCAGAAAUUGAUCGCCGAGUGCGACUCGGGCUUGAUUCUGCAACAGCAGAAGUUCGCCACUUUCAAUGAGAAACUACUUCUGGGUCAAGGUCUCUGCGUGAACCCUUUGAAGAUUGAUUCGAACGGCACGGCAUUGGGGCCUAAGAGCUUGGCCGAGGUUGUUCGCCAAGUCGAUAAUCAGAAAGAUCUCCAUGACUUUAUCUUAGGCCAUGAAGGUAACCCAGGGGCUGUGGCUUCAGAACAGGUCAAAUAUGAGCGCCACCCAACUCUUGGUGGUGGAGCUACACCGGCUGCACCUUCGCAACCAACUCAGAAUAAGCGCGUGUCUAUCAUGCCGCAGUCAUUCACCGCGAAUAAUCUGUCUUCGCCAGCGCCUCCGCAGCCGCAUAGCGGUGACCGAUUGCCGCAAUCGCCUUACCCUCCUCCACAAUCGCUGUCAGAGAAGAGCUUCACUCCGCCCCCAGCUGGCACACCCCCUACCCAGUUGCCGCGACCCCCGCUCCAGAACCUGCACCCAAGGAAUUUCCAAUCGAACCUCCCUCCAUUGAAGCCAGUGUUCGGUGUCUCGCUGAACGACCUAUAUGCCCGGGAUGGAACAGCCGUUCCGUUCAUUGUGUACCAGUGCUUCCAAGCGGUCGAGCUGUUUGGAUUGGAUGUGGAGGGCAUCUAUCGACUUUCAGGAAGUGCUAAUCACAUUAGUCACAUGAAGGCUGUGUUUGACAAUGAUUCAUCACAAGUCGACUUCACAAACCCGGAAAACUUCUAUCACGACGUCAACAGCGUUGCAGGGCUUGCGAAGCAAUUCUUCAGGGACCUACCUGAUCCUCUGUUUACUUCCCAGUACUACCACCAAUUCAUUGAUGCUGCUCGCUUCGAUGAUGACAUCCAGCGCCGAGACUCACUGCACGCCCUUAUUAAUAGCUUGCCCGAUGCUCACUACGCUACUCUGCGGGCCAUCAUUCUGCAUCUCAACAAGAUCCAAGAACACUAUACCCAGAACCGCAUGAAUGCAGGCAAUCUGGCCAUCUGUUUCGGACCAACCCUCAUGGGCGCCAAUUCCGGUGGCAACAUCGCCGACGCUGGGUGGCAGGUCCGCGUCAUCGAGACAAUCCUGAAUAACACAUUCCAGAUCUUCGACGACGACUAG
Penicillium paradoxum is the source of this 1911-nucleotide messenger RNA. RefSeq names its product putative Rho GTPase activator (Rgd1) (gene rgd1). The record is from RefSeq and is a predicted model, not a curated record. Gene Ontology annotation, cellular component: cytoplasm. The coding region runs from base 1 to 1911 and encodes 636 amino acids. The transcript has 10 exons. NCBI's taxonomy places the organism in Eukaryota, Fungi, Ascomycota, Eurotiomycetes, Eurotiales, Aspergillaceae. Gene Ontology annotation, biological process: signal transduction; regulation of GTPase activity.